AUCGGCUGUCGGUUUGCAACGUUACCUACAAUUGGCGAAAUUCAAAACAAUAAAAAUAUAUUUCAUUUGAAUUCAAUGUUAAAGAGGGUAUUUGGUGCUCAAAGGAUUUUUAUGAGAUGUAGUAGUAGUUUAAACAACAGUUUAUCAAAUAAUACAAAAAUGCCUUUCUAUGCCGUGGCAAAAGGUCGGACCUCGGGGAUUUAUAUGAACUGGGGUGAUUGUGAAGCGCAAGUGAAGGGUUUCCCUGGUGCAAGAUACAAAAAAUUUAAUACAGUUAUUGAAGCACAAGAUUUCAUAACCGUUAAUAGUGGCGGAAGCGGAUCAACAAAACAGAAACCACAGAACAGUCGUUCUAGUUUACCUACAACCAACAAUAACCUUAAGAGAAAUUACUCCACAACGUCGAACAGUGCUAAAGCUAAGGACGAUAUACCGAAGAAAAAAUCAAAGUCUAAAGCACGGACUACUAGUACCAGUAGCAAUAGUUCUGAUGACGAUUUGAAUACUAUGAUUGUUAAACAGCUUGAUGAUAUUGAAGCGAGACUGAAAGGUUUUGCAAAAGGUGUUGAUAAGAUUUAUAAUAAGAGUACAAAGGGAAAAACGUCAAUAUUGAUAGAACAGGAACAGGGGGGUGAUUUUAAAGUAGAUGAUCAAGGAUUCGUGCAGGUGUACACUGAUGGAGCUUGUUCCGCGAAUGGUCGCAAGGGUGCAAAGGCAGGUAUAGGAGUGUAUUGGGCAGAUGGCCACCCUCUUAAUGUCAGUGAGCCAGUAUCUGGAAGGGCCACAAAUAACUGUGGGGAAAUACAGGCAGCUACCAAAGCAAUUAAACAGGCAAUAGAUAAUGGAGUUCAAAAGCUGGCUAUUAAUACUGAUUCACAGUUUCUCAUCAACUCGGUUACCAAAUGGCUCCCAGGUUGGAAAAGGAAAGGAUGGAAACUGCAAUCAGGUGAACCAGUUAAAAAUGAGAAGGACUUCAAAGAACUGGACAAUCUUCAGAACAAACUCCAAAUCAGGUGGAAUUACGUUGAAGCUCACAGAGGAGUCUAUGGCAAUGAAAUGGCUGACCAGUUGGCGAAAGCUGGGGCCAAUAUGUAUGUUGGUUAAAAAUUGUGUUAUACUUAAUUGUUUAGGAUUUAAGAUGUUAAUUAUAUGCAAACUUUGUUAAUCUUUAAUUUCUCAUUUGUUACAACAUGUUCAGUAUUAAAAAUAAUACCUUCUGAUCAAACUCAAAAUAUCUUUACUUCAUGAAAUUCUUACUUUCCUAUCUCACUGUUUUGAACUGAUUAUUUUCUAUUCUUUAUAUAUUUAUAUGAUUAUUUUCACAAUAUAAAAAUGUAUUUUUCACUUUCUCUAAUGAUUUAUAAUGAUUAUUAUGAUCUGCUGGGCAGAAAUUAUAAAUGUUAUGUAGUAGACUGAUAUAAUGAAUGCAUUGCUGUGAUUAUAAAAUAAAUAUUUUUUUCCAA
Messenger RNA from Colias croceus (clouded yellow), 1463 nucleotides. It is a transcript of the gene rnh1, whose product is annotated as ribonuclease H1. Gene Ontology annotation, molecular function: nucleic acid binding; magnesium ion binding; RNA-DNA hybrid ribonuclease activity. Gene Ontology annotation, biological process: DNA replication, removal of RNA primer. NCBI's taxonomy places the organism in Eukaryota, Metazoa, Arthropoda, Insecta, Lepidoptera, Pieridae. The coding region runs from base 76 to 1104 and encodes 342 amino acids. The record is from RefSeq and is a predicted model, not a curated record. The transcript is spliced from 2 exons.